Ochotona princeps (American pika) is the source of this 2753-nucleotide messenger RNA. RefSeq names its product dihydrolipoyllysine-residue acetyltransferase component of pyruvate dehydrogenase complex, mitochondrial-like. Gene Ontology annotation, biological process: pyruvate decarboxylation to acetyl-CoA. Gene Ontology annotation, cellular component: pyruvate dehydrogenase complex. Gene Ontology annotation, molecular function: dihydrolipoyllysine-residue acetyltransferase activity. Lineage: Eukaryota; Metazoa; Chordata; Mammalia; Lagomorpha; Ochotonidae. The record is from RefSeq and is a predicted model, not a curated record. The transcript has 2 exons. The coding region runs from base 1 to 1545 and encodes 514 amino acids.
AUGGGGAAGGGAUGUUAUUUGGGUAACAGAGAAAAUGCUGAUGUGUUGUUAGCUGAUGUGGGCAGUUUUCAGCACAAAUCCAGGAAGGACAACUGUAACACAGUUGGAAAGCCUGAGGAUAUCGAGGCCUUUAAGAAUUACACCUUGGAGUCUGCUGCGGCCGCUCCUGCCCCACCAGCAGCCCCUGCACCGGCCCCUGCUGCUUCGCCCCCUCCACCUUCUGCUCAGGCGCCUAAAAGCUCAUACCCCACUCACAUGCAAGUACUUCUUCCUGUCCUCUCUCCCACCAUGACCAUGGGCACAGUUCAGAGAUGGAAAAAAAAAGUGGGUGAAAAGCUAAAUGAAGGAGACUUACUGGCAGAGAUAGAGACCAACAAGGCCACCAUAGGUUUUGAAGUACAGGAAGAAGGCUAUCUGGCAAAAACCCUGGUUCCUGAAGGCAUGAGAGAUGUCCCUUUAGGAACCCCACUCUGUAUCACUGUAGAAAAAGAAGCCGAUAUACCAGCAUUUGCUGACUAUAGGCCAACCGAAGUAACUGAUUUAAAACUGCAAGUACCACCACCUAUCCCCCUGCCGGUGGUGGCAGUUCCUCCAACUCCCUCACCUGCAACUCCUACACCUUCAGCCACCUUGCCAGCUGCACCUGUUGGACCAAAGGGACAGGUGUUUGUUAGCGCUCUGGCAAAGAAGUUGGCAGCCGAGAAAGGCAUUGAUCUCAUGCAAGUUAAAGGGAUAGGCCCAGAUGGCAGAAUCGUCAAGAAAGACAUCGACUCUUUUGUGCCUACAAAAGCUGCUCCUGCUCCAGCAGCUGCUGUUCCUCCUCCUCCUAGUCCAGGAGUGGCACCAGUUCCUACAGGCGUUUUCACAGAUAUACCAAUAAGCAACAUUCGCCGAGUUAUUGCACAGCGGUUAAUGCAAUCAAAACAGACCAUACCUCAUUAUUACCUUUCCAUUGAUGUAAAUAUGGGAGAAGUCUUGUUAGUAUGGAAAGAACUUAAUAAGAUGUUAGCAGGCAAAAGCAAAAUUUCUGUCAACGACUUCAUCAUAAAAGCUUCAGCUUUGCCAUGUUUAAAAGUUCCUGAAGCAAAUUCUUCUUGGAUGGACACAGUUAUCAGACAGAAUCAUGUUGUUGAUGUCAGUGUUGCCAUCAGCACUCCUGCAGGACUCAUCACUCCUAUUGUGUUUAAUGCACAUAUCAAGGGACUGGAAACCAUUGCUAAUGAUGUUUCUUUAGCAAGAAGAGCAAGAGAGGGCAAAUUACAGCCCCACGAAUUCCAGGGUGGCACUUUUACAAUCUCCAACUUAGGAAUGUUUGGAAUUAAGAAUUUCUCUGCUAUUAUUAACCCACCUCAAGCAUGUAUUUUGGCAAUUGGUGCUUCAGAGGAUAAAUUGGUACCAGCAGAUAAUGAGAAAGGAUUUGAUGUGGCUAGCAUGAUGUCUGUUACACUCAGCUGCGAUCAUCGAGUUGUAGAUGGAGCAGUUGGAGCCCAGAGGCUUGCUGAGUUUAGGAAGUACCUUGAAAAGCCAAUGACCAUGUUGUUAUAAUUAACCAGAGAAUUUCUAGACUCUCCCAGGUGACACAGGUUCAUUCUUAUCAGGAUAUUUAUAUGUCAUUAAACAGAUGGUUCUUUGAAAGUUAACCAUUUAGUUAUUUUUAUUACUGAAUAUGCCCAGAUAAGUUAUUUGUAAUUGGCAUUACAGAAUUUUUUUAAAUGGCAGUUAUAGUCAAGUGUUGUACACACUUAAUGAUUAUCAUAACACCAAAUUUUACUGUGUACUCAUAGUCAAGGGAUAUAUAGCCUAGCCCUUUGGGGAUUAAGUAUUCUCAUGAGGAAAUGUUGGAUGGGAAGAAUUGUAGCUCCUUAAAAACAUAAAAGUAACUUCUGAAACCUUGGAGUUUUAAUUGCCCAAAAUAUUCUCCUUUCGUGUGAGGGAAAGAAAAGUGAAAAAAAAUUUUCUCUUGAGGAAAGCUUGAAUUUUAAAUUUAACCUUGUUUUAAAUCAAGCUGCAAGCUUGAUUUUGGAAUUUCACAAGGUUUUCUGUUAGCAUGAUGUUGGUUUAUCCUGGAUAGGAAGGGUGGAGAACUUCAAGGAAAGUGAGAUUUUUUACAUCAGCAGUUUCAUAGACUUUUUCAACCAACUGUACUUUGUUUUUCUAUGGAUACUUAAAUGAUUUUUCUCCUUAAGAUACAAACAUAAAUCAGAUAUGUGGUAUAACUGGGAAUUUAUGUGGGUAUUUAUUUAAACUUAAGAGUGUAUUUCUGAAAGCAGAAUUUUAUAGUUACCUCCACAUAAAAGAACAUAGAGAAUUGAACCAAAAUUGUGAAAGAUUUAUAGGGAAUUUUCCAAGACCAACUGGUAGCUAGUAACAGAUGAAUUUACUCGGUAGAAUUUAUUAUUGAGAUAGUUCUGGAAAACUCUUAUCAAAUAACUAUGGGAAUAUACAGAAUAAGUGUACAUAUGUAAAAUAUGGAUGUGCCAAAGUCCAUUUGUAACUGGAUCCUGUUUGUAAAGAAGAGGGGAAGGGACACAUUGGUAACUGCCUAAGAUGGUAAGAGUGAUGUCCAUUUUGAUCAUUUCUACUUGGAUAAAUUUUUAAAAAAGGUAUUUAAAAAGUGUUUUCUAUCUUUCCAACCCAGCACUGUCCCAUGUAAAAUAAGCAAGCCCUAAAAUCUUGUUGGAAGGAAAAUCAAUUAUGUGGCUAGCUUAUCUAUCCAGCCUGAACACUUUUUUCAAACUUAUUAUUUUUGCAUU